AUGUCAGGUAAAAAUGAUGCUAAGAUUUCACGUAAGCUGGAAAAAUCAAAAAAUCAAUGGCUAAGAAAAAUCACAGAAGAUGCACAUCAGAAAAUACUUAAUAGUAGUGCAGGUGAUGUUGAAACUGAAGUCACUCUUAAUGCUGAGCAAACAAAUGUUUUGUAUCUCAAUAGUCAGCUGGAAGCUGUGAAGCAGGAAAUCAGUGAUAUUAAGACUGAAGUCACACUUAAUGCUGAACAAACAAAUGAUCUGUAUGUAAAGAGUCAGCAGGAAGCUGUGAAGCAGGAAAUCAGUGAUGUUAAGACUGAAGUCACACUUAAUGCUGAACAAACAAAUGAUCUGUAUGCAAAGAGUCAGCAGGAAGCUGUGAAGCAGGAAAUCAGUGAUGUUAAGACUGAAGUUACACUUAAUGCUGAACAAACAAAUGAUCUGUAUGCAAAGAGUCAGCAGGAAGCUGGGAGGGGAAGUGUCUGCUCUUCAUGUUUUCCCAGCCCCCUUCACUGGUGUCCCAACCUAACCUCAUCAACAGAGCUAAACUGUGAGCUUCUAAACGCAGAUAGCACUAAUAUAGUGAAAGUGGAAAUAACAGAAGAUCUAUGGUUGAGGCAUCAGCUGGGAGCAUCAAAUGAGGAAUCCAGUGACAGCAUCCGCUCAGUUGAACAAACAGAAGAUCUGUGUGCGGUGAAACCCCUUUUAAUUAAGGAGCAGGAAAACUAUGAGGAUACUGACAUGGAACACCACAAGGAUAUGGAGACAACAUAUCAAUUGAUGAGAUCAGACAGUCCUUGUGAAGGCUGGAGUGAAGAUGACUAUUUCAGUAAAAGCCAUGUAGUGAAUAAACCAUUUUUAUGUUUUGUAUGUGGGAAAAGUUUUACCCACAAAUCACAUCUUCUUACUCAUCAGAAAAUUCAUACAGGACAAAAAGAAUUUUCAUGUUUUUUAUGUGGCCAAUGUUUUACCCAGAAAAUACAUCUUGUUGACCAUCUGAAAAUUCAUACAGGAGAGAAAGCAUUUUCUUGUGUAUGUGGGAAAAGUUUUACACAAAAAUCAAAUCUUAUUAGACAUCAGAACAUUCAUACAGGAAAGAAAGCAUUUCCGUGUUCUGAAUGUGGGAAAUGUUUUAACCAGAAAACACAUCUUAUUGCUCAUCAGAAAGUAUAUAAACAUGAGAAAUCAUUUCCCUGUUCUAUAUGUGGAAAAUAUUUUACCCAGAAAUCAGUUCUUAUUGACCAUCUGAAAAUUCAUUCUGGAGAGAAAGUAUUUUCAUGUGCUAUAUGUGGGAAAUGUUUUAUCCAGGAAUCAGUUCUGAAUGACCAUCUGAAAAUUCAUACAGGAGAGAAAGAAUUUUCAUGUUCUGAAUGUGGGAAAACUUUUAAAUUGAAGUCAUGUCUUUUUAGACAUCAGCAAAUUCAUGCAGAAGAAGAAGUUUCAUGUUCUGAAUGUGGGACAAGUUUUAACCAGAAGUCAAAACUUAUUGCUCAUCAGAAAAUACAUGAACGUAAGAAAUCAUGUUCCUGUCCUAUAUGUGGGAAAUGUUUUACACAGAAAUCGCAUCUUAAUACACAUCAGAAAGUUCAUACUGGAGAGAAAGCAUUUUCAUGUUCUGAAUGUGGAAAAUGUUUUAGCCAGAAAGCAAAUCUUAUUGCUCAUCAGAAAAUACAUACGCGUGAGAAAUUUUCAUGUUCUGAAUGUGGGAAAUGUUUUACUUUGAAGGCAGACCUUGUUAAUCAUCAAAAGCUUCAUACAGGAGAGAAAGUAUUCUUGUGUAAUGAAUGUGGAAAAUGUUUUAAAUUGAAAUCAAGCCUUAGUACACAUCAGAAAAUUCAUACAGGAGAGAAAGCAUUUCCUUGUUUUGUAUGUGGGAAAUGUUUCACCCAAAAAUCAAAUCUUAUUAGACAUCAGAAUACUCAUACACGAGAGAGCUUGAAUAGUAGAUGUUAAGCCCACUUAAGUAAAUGGUCUUCAACCACAAAGAGUUUUUUUAUGCAUGAUAGUAGAUAAGUAAUAGUAUACAUAUUUUUUUCUGAUGCAUUCCACUAGCAUGGGCGUUUGGACUUUCAUUGACUGACAUUUCAGUUGUACAGGUCCAUAAAUUUUUGGACAGUGACAUCAUUUUGGCUAUGUACACCACUACAAUAAUAUUUAAAUAAAGCAAUUAAGAUGUGAUUGAAUUACAGACUUUAAGAUUUAAUUCAACAAUGAAUUGUUAAGAAUUAUUAUAACAGUAUUCAAAUAAAGUCCCCCCAUUGUCAGGGCAUCAAAAUUAACAUAAUUUUAAAUAAAAUGAUCAUUCUUCAUA
Molecule: messenger RNA, 2299 nt
Organism: Bombina bombina (fire-bellied toad)
Lineage: Eukaryota; Metazoa; Chordata; Amphibia; Anura; Bombinatoridae
Product: gastrula zinc finger protein XlCGF26.1-like
Exons: 10
Coding region: 1-1941 (646 amino acids)
Biological process (GO): regulation of transcription by RNA polymerase II
Molecular function (GO): DNA-binding transcription factor activity, RNA polymerase II-specific; RNA polymerase II cis-regulatory region sequence-specific DNA binding
Source: RefSeq, a predicted model, not a curated record